AGGGGACGCCCGGCUACCAUUGCAAAGUGCAAACACAUCGUUAUCUUCUCGUAGUCGUCACUGCUCAAUCCGAAAAACGUAAAAGCCCAGUAACCACUAGAAAUGGGCAAGCCAGUGAGCCACGGUCCACCGACCCAGUGGUGGCUUUUUUGUAGUGAGGGCGUUUGAGAGAGAGAGAUAUGGUGGCACACGUGGGAGUCAUCUCUCUCGGCUCUUGCUUCCCUCCUCUCCCUCGUCUUCCUUGGCUCUACUCCACCAAGCACAAGCCAUUUGCCGUGGCUGUAAUGAGUGAAUAUCCAGUCCGUGAAUGGAUUUUGUCAGAAGGAAAGGCAACCCAGAUAACAAAAAUCAGUCCCGUAGGCGGUGGCUGCAUCAAUCUUGCUAAUCGUUAUGAAACGGAUGCAGGUUCUUUCUUUGUGAAAACAAACAGGAGUAUUGGACCAUCUAUGUUUGAAGCAGAGGCUCUUGGUUUAGGUGCCAUGUAUGAAACCGGAUCAAUCCGUGUGCCUAGGCCAUUCAAGGUUGGAUCCCUACCUACGGGUGGUUCCUACAUCAUCAUGGAAUUCAUUGAAUUUGGUUCUUCCAGAGGCAAUCAGUCUGUUCUAGGGAGGAAACUUGCUGAAAUGCAUAAAGCUGGAAAAUCGAAGAAAGGCUUUGGUUUUGAUGUAAAUAACACCAUUGGCAGUACUCCACAGAUAAACACUUGGUCAUCAGAUUGGAUUCAUUUUUAUGGGGAGCAUAGAUUGGGCUACCAGUUGAAGUUGUUACUAGACGAGUACGGUGAUAGAAGCAUUUAUGAAAAAGGACAAAGGCUGGUGAAGAGUAUGGCACCUCUAUUUGACAAUGUGGCGAUUGAGUCUUGCUUGCUACAUGGAGACCUGUGGAGUGGAAAUAUCAGUUCUGACAGAAGUGGCGAGCCUGUUAUACUUGAUCCAGCAUGUUAUUAUGGACAUAGUGAAGCAGAAUUUGGAAUGUCGUGGUGCGCUGGCUUUGGAGGAUCAUUCUAUAAUGCCUAUUUUGAGCUUGUGUCUUCUCCAGGUGAUGCCCAAACAGCCAGGCUUUGAGAAGAGGAGAGAUCUUUAUAUGUUGUAUCAUUAUUUAAAUCAUUACAAUCUCUUCGGUUCCAGCUACCGUUCAUCGGCAAUGUCUAUAAUAGAUGACUAUCUCCGGAUGUUAAAUGCUUAGCAUCGAGUCUAAAAUGAUAACCACGUUUAUUCUACAUUA
This is a messenger RNA of Juglans microcarpa x Juglans regia, 1224 nucleotides long. RefSeq names its product protein-ribulosamine 3-kinase, chloroplastic. Bases 180 to 1064 code for a protein of 294 amino acids. The record is from RefSeq and is a predicted model, not a curated record. The transcript has 9 exons. Lineage: Eukaryota; Viridiplantae; Streptophyta; Magnoliopsida; Fagales; Juglandaceae.